Messenger RNA from Chara braunii, 1379 nucleotides. NCBI's taxonomy places the organism in Eukaryota, Viridiplantae, Streptophyta, Charophyceae, Charales, Characeae. The record is from the annotation of a GenBank genome assembly.
CCACUUUGUUCGUUGGUGCCCUCAUCCUAGGCCUUCUAACCCCCAAUCCGCCCUUGUGCCUUCGAAUACUAUUUCUCCUCCGCUUUUUACCUUGCCAUCCAAUUCUACGUCUGGCAGUUCUUAUAUGGCCAAUUCUUCGGGCCAGUUGGGUAGAGGUAUGGGUUGGAGUCGGACCAAGCAGAGGUUGGACGUGUUGGAGCAUACUGUUGUCGAGAUGAAAAUCAGAUACGACUCGGAGGUUGAAAGAGAGAAGAAUUUGAGGGAGGAAGAGGAGAAGACGAAGAAGGAGAAGGAGGAGGAAGAGCGUCGAGCUUUGGAGAAGAAGGACCGUGAGGACUUUCGUAAGCAACUUACGGAUUCAAUGAACUCCAGAUUGGAUGGCGUCGUAGAUUUGCUUAGGGGUAAGGGAAACUCCAAUGAGGUGGAAGCACUCUGCAAGGAUAUCGAAAAAUUGGAAAAGAAGCAGGUCGCGGAAGCUUCUACUAGCUUUGUUCUGGGUAGGAAUUUUGAUAACGAUGGGGUUCUUGCACAAGUUCUCGCUGAGCAGGAGAGGAUGAAGGUGCAGUUGGAGGAUGCGUUGACGGCCAAGCGUCGACUAGUUGACCUGGAGAAGGAGACGAAAGAGGUAAUUCAGGCACGGGACGAGGCUCGUGUUGAUGUUGAGAAGUGGCAGGAGGAGGCUCUUCGUCCCGGUAAGCGGGGUUGCAUCUCCUUGACUACUCCUACUACGAAGACUCUCUCUCGUCCUUUUAGGCCUUCUCCCCGAAAGUCGUCGGCUGUCUCCAUUGACUUGAGAAAGAUUUUUGAUAUGCAUCAUCUUGAAGUCGAGACUAUUCAGGAUAUGCGCACGCGUGAGUUCAAUGCGCGAAGGGAAGGGAAACAGGAGUUGGAAAGAGCCAGGACAAGGAUUGCGCAGUUGGAGAAGGAGCGUUUGAAUCUUGAUAAGGCUAAUCACACCACUCACACUCCACGUUCCAACCUGCAUGGGCGUAUGGAGGAAGCGGUUGCUGUCAAAGGGAAGGAGAAGGUGGGUGCUGAUGUAACGGUCUCUUUGGAGCAAGAGAAAAGGGCUAACUUUAUUAAAGAUGCCAGGAAGGAUUUGAGGGGCUUGACUAAGGAUGCGUUGACUGCGAUUUACCAGAAGGAAGGUUUGAAGUAUGUUGGUAUUAAACAGAGUGUUGAGGAUAUCAUUGUGCAUCGUGUUAGCAUGGUUUUUCCGUCGAAGGACGAUGUUGUUGAAGUUUCUGAAGAUCUCGCUGGGGGAGAUGGUAAGGGUGUCGGGGGAGAUUCUGUCGUUUCUUAGAAUCUCUCCCGGAUGUGACGUGUCUUUGGAAGUUUUUUUCUCACUGUGUUAAACUUCGGUCAAACUCUCCUUCAUA